Molecule: messenger RNA, 4080 nt
Organism: Gordionus sp. m RMFG-2023
Lineage: Eukaryota; Metazoa; Nematomorpha; Gordioida; Chordodea; Parachordodidae
Product: high affinity 3',5'-cyclic-AMP phosphodiesterase 7A-like
Exons: 14
Coding region: 1327-3591 (754 amino acids)
Molecular function (GO): 3',5'-cyclic-AMP phosphodiesterase activity
Source: RefSeq, a predicted model, not a curated record
GAUGAUAUAUAUAUAAGGUUCAGAAAAUUAUAACAGUUCAUUCCGGUUUGGCGGUUCGGUUCGAAACCAUGCUACCUUUUAAUAAAGGAAUUCUUUAGUAUUCAUGGCAUUGUAUUCCCCCUUCUUCCUUUGCGGGUGCGAAGCAGCCCUUCACAUGGCUUGAAUAUAUCUAGAUACCAAUCCCUCUAAUGACAUCCUUGUCAAAAUCGAUUUCACCUAAAAUGAUAAGAGACAUCAACACCCAAUGCAAGCAAUUUUACCUGGUAUAUUGAUGAUAUACUAGCUGGCUCACCCGACCAAGUUAAUAUGGUAAUUGGCAUAUUAAAAUCCUAUGAAAAUAUGGGCAUAACAAUAAAUCCUUUAAGAGUGAAUACUAUCCCCUAAACAAUAAUUUUCAAAAUUAUUUCGGGUUUAAUCGUACUGAGAAAGAGUACGUUACUUAUCUAAGGUCACCCUUAGGUAAUGUAGACUCCUUCACUAAAUUUUUUGCAGAUACCUCAAAUAAACUUAAACAAAUGCAUGGUAUUUUACUGUAUCUCCCGGCUUACCAGUUAUUUUUCCUGCUAAAGAACUACCUUGUAAUUUCAAAGAUACUUUGCACCCUACUAUCAAUUACUAUUUUUCAAUAUCCUCAUUCUUUCUACCUACAUACCUACGAACAAGAGAUCAAAAUAUUGACCGAAUAAAUAAUCAAUCUUAAGCUUGGACAAUUAUCUUGGCUACAGGCUACCUUACCCACCAAAGCAAUACGAUCACCUUCUCUACUCUCCGUUAAUGCCUUCAUAUUUUUGCGUUUAUCAUGUGAUCUAAUCAUCACCAAAUUAACGACUCACUCAGAUCCUUUACUCCUUCAGGCCAUAGAUCUUUGGAAGUCCUCUGCCCUAGUCGAUCCUAAACUUUGUAAUGUAGAUGAUAAACGUCUCGAUGGUUUAUCCAAAAUCAUGGAAGAAUGGCAAAUUUUUAAAUUAGGAUUUUUAGACCCACUCGCAUUCUCCAACUUAAGCAAUGACGCUAUUGUUGACAACAAAGUAAAUCUGCAAAUAUUCUCCUGUUUUACUUCUCAACCAUUUAUUCUACCAAUAAUUGAUACAACGCUAACUUCUUUAGGCACUUACGCCCUAGUCUUCUUCAAGGAUCAAGGGCAUCACAUUACAUAGAAUACCUAAAAUUUAAAUGAAGACUUUUACCUGAGACAAAGAAUAGCAGUAUUCUCCGAUGAUGGAAAAAAUGAAAUUGAUCGAAAAUAUUAAGUUUGAAAGCAGGAAAUGAACGACACUCUAAAAUCGGCAUCUAGAGGCGAUGAAAAUAACUUGUUAGAGUGUACGUAUGAUGGACAAUAAAAAUAAUAUCAAAAAUGUACCUCAUCAUCACAUCGAUUCCGCCACUUCGAUCCCCUUCUCGCAGAAAUCUUCUGAUCCUAACAGGGAAGAAAGUUCUAUUCUAUCGUCGAAGGAGGUUAAGUUUUCGGAAACUAAGACUAACGAUUCAAAGGAUAAUGAUAUGCGUAUCGUUAAUAAUUUUAGGUACACCACUACUCUAAUUUCUAAUCAACGGAGAAAAUCUUCGAGCGCUCACAAAAAUUAUCUCGCUAAACGUGAUAAGGAAAAUAAUAAAUUUAAGGAUAAAAGUGCCAUAGAUUUCAAUAACUUCCAUGAUUCAAUACGCAAUUCAAGUUCUCUAAAUCCCUUUGUCCGAAUGGUAUAUGGAUCUAAAUUAUCAGGAAUGCCAGAGGGCUCAAUUAACAAUUUUAUCGCUGUACCUCAACAAAGGAUUAAAUCCUAUGCUCUUAUAGAUGAAUGCUAUUUUUCUUCGGUGGGGACGCUUCUCGAAAAAGUGAAUAAUUGGGAUUUCAACAUAUUCUUUUUUGAUCAGAUUUGCGGAGGUAAAGGAUUCGUGAUAUUAGCGUUGCAUUUGUUUGAAAGUUACGAUUUUUGGAAGAAAUUUAAUUUACAGCCCAUAAAUGUCCACCAAUUUUUGAAUUCAGUGUUCGAAAAUUAUCUGGAAGCCAAUCCUUAUCAUAAUUCUUUACACGCCGCAGAUGUUACCCAAGCUUUACAUUGCUUAAUACAAGAAGAAAAGUGGUACGAGUAUUUAAAGCCGGAAGAUAUAUUUUCCGUCAUUAUAGCAGCGAUGUGUCACGAUAUCAAUCAUCCCGGGUUAAACCAACAUUUUUUGCUCGAAACUCGCGAUCUACUCUCUCUUAUUCAGAAAGAAGAGCCUAUCCUCGAAAAUCAUCAUUGGAGUAUGACACUUAGUUUACUCAACCAAUCCAAAUUGUUAGAUCAUUUGUCCAUUGAUUUGAGGCAAAAUAUUUUAUCUCAAAUAAAAUCGUUCAUUUUGGCAACUAACAUCAAACUACAUCAAGAUUAUAUAGUCAAAUUUCGCUCAAAAAUAGAUAUAAACGAAGGAGAUAUCUUAUGCAGCCACGUGAUCUCAACUCCGAACAAUCAAAACUUAAUUAACGAGCCUAGUAAAUUGGAUCCUAAAAGAUUAAGCCUGCUACUUAAGGCCGAUAAAAGCCAUUUCGAUUUAAAUCGUCUUCCAGAUCGACAUUUUUUGUUGCAGAUAGCCCUGAAAUGUUCGGAUGUAAGCAACCCCGCUAGACAGUGGACUAUCAGCCAAAGAUGGAGUCGCAUGAUUUGUCAAGAAUUUUUCAAUCAAGGAGAUAUAGAACGACUUAUUAAAAUACCAGUUACCGCCUUCUGUGAUCGCACUCGCACCACAAUUGCUCAAAUGCAAGAAGGUUUUUUAGAAUACGUCGUGCUACCUAUAUACGCCGAAUGGCAUCGAUUCGUUAAUAGCCCAUUAUCUGACAUUAUAAUGUCUAACAUAUUAUCUAAUCAAAAAAGAUGGGACACAAUUAUUAAAGAGAUAGAGACUACAAAUUUUAUACCCGCGAUACCCGAGGAAAGUGAAGAUAUCAUAAACGAUUAUUCAAUUAAGAAUGAAGAUCAAGACGUAGAUAAUUUGCCGUUGUCGCAGUCAACUGCUCGAUUGAUGGCGGAUUACGAGAACAUAGGUGUAGAUCUUAUCCUUUGGAGAAGAUACUCCGUCCCACUAUCAUUGCCUAAACCCUCUGAAGGGAUGGAUUCCGAGCCCCGUCGCGAUAGCUUCCCACGCUUUCAAAAGGUAAAAUGGCACACUAUUUUCGAGGAUGAAACUGGGUUAAACCGCGGAAUUUUAAGUGGGAGACGAGCUAGCCUAGAAUCACGCCGUCGAGCCACAAUGGAUGCCAUCUUGCUUGAUAAAAGCGCUCUGAUGUCGUACGACGGCUCGGAUGCGAUCAACACUCUUUGCGCUAGCAACAGGCGCUAUUCGUUGCUCACAAACCCGCUCUACUUUUCAUCUACUAUGAUGGCCAAAAUCAACAAUCUUACCAGGCGAGAGAGCAUUCCUCUUCAUUCUCAGAAAUUAAAUGUUAACCAAACCGAGGAGGAAGCUAUGACUAGACGAAAAGAAUUUACCUCAAGGAAAAAUAAUAUUUGUGUUUCCUUGGACGAUGCCAUAAGCAAUCCUAAUGAUUCUUCCUUCUCCCUUCUAAAUAGAAAUUUAGCUUUGAUAUACAUUUCAAGAAAGAAAAGUCAAAGCUAAUUUUUGUAGCGGUUAUUAUUUUACCUUAUAAUGCGAUCAAUGCAAUAUAUUUUAUGUCAAAAAUAUUAAUAAAGGCAAGCAAUAUGAUAACAACAACCAUAAUUUAUUUUAUAUUAUAUUUAUAACCUUUUGUCAUUUUAUUUUACUAUAUGAUUGUGCAUGUUCGAGCGAAAUAUUAUUGUUAGACAAUUGAACUGUUAUUUAUAAAGAAUGUUUUUAUGUUAAAUUUUAAAUUGAAAAAUAGAAUUAUUUUACUUUUUAGAUAAAUAUGGUAGAUAUGUCCUAACUGAGAUCAUCUGUAAUCCAUGGGGAAUCGAAAUCAUUCAAUACCAUUAACUGAGGGUCCUAUUUUAUAUUUAAUAGUAAUUUGUAAAUUUUUAAAAAAAUACACACAAGUUAAUGGCAAAAAUUGUCCUAAAUUUAUAGCGUACUAUUAUACACUACACAUUUUCAUGCAAAUCAAAUUUUCAAAAUUAAAAAUUACCCUCC